AUGAACAGGAAAACAAGGCGUUGGAUUUUCCAUAUCUUUCUGAGCCUAGGGAUUGUAUAUAUCAAAAUUGGGGGUUUUUCCUCUGUGGUGGCUCUGGGGGCCAGCAUCAUCUGUAACAAGAUCCCGGGAGAUCUGGGUUCUAAUCCUAAUGUUGCCAUUGAUCUGCUGAGUAACACUGGGACUGUUUUAAUUUCAGGUAGCAGAGAAGCAGCAUUCACAUAUGCCAUCAUUGCCGCUGGAGUAGCACAUGCGAUCACUGCUGCCUGUACCCAGGGAAACCUAAGCGACUGUGGCUGUGAUAAAGAAAAACAGGGACAGUACCAUAAAGACGAAGGAUGGAAAUGGGGAGGCUGUUCUGCUGACAUCAGAUAUGGAAUAGGAUUCGCCAAAGUGUUUGUGGAUGCAAGGGAGAUUAAACAGAAUGCAAGGACUCUCAUGAACUUGCACAACAACGAGGCGGGACGUAAGAUUCUUGAAGAAAACAUGAAAUUAGAGUGCAAGUGCCAUGGAGUUUCAGGAUCUUGUACUACUAAGACAUGCUGGACAACCCUUCCUAAAUUCCGGGAGCUGGGCUACAUCCUUAAGGACAAAUACAAUGAAGCAGUUCAGGUUGAACCGGUGAGGGCAAGUCGCAACAAGCGUCCAACCUUCCUUAAAAUAAAGAAGCCACUGUCCUACCGCAAACCCAUGGAUACAGAUUUAGUGUACAUAGAAAAAUCUCCAAAUUACUGUGAAGAAGACCCUGUCACUGGCAGUGUGGGAACACAGGGCAGAAUGUGCAACAAAACAGCCCAGCAGACCAAUGGCUGUGAUCUGAUGUGUUGUGGUCGAGGUUACAAUACACACCAGUACUCACGAGUGUGGCAGUGCAACUGUAAAUUUCAUUGGUGCUGCUACGUAAAGUGUAAUACGUGCAGUGAAAGAACAGAAGUGUACACCUGUAAAUGA
Messenger RNA from Terrapene triunguis (Three-toed box turtle), 948 nucleotides. Its product is annotated as protein Wnt-7a. Gene Ontology annotation, cellular component: extracellular region. Gene Ontology annotation, molecular function: frizzled binding; cytokine activity. The transcript is spliced from 5 exons. The record is from RefSeq and is a predicted model, not a curated record. Gene Ontology annotation, biological process: positive regulation of JNK cascade; neuron differentiation; multicellular organism development. The coding region runs from base 1 to 948 and encodes 315 amino acids. Lineage: Eukaryota; Metazoa; Chordata; Testudines; Emydidae.